AUGCCUCGGGCUUGUGAUCCGUGCUCGGUCAGAAAGAUCAAAUGCAACGGCAAAUCGCCAUGCGACGGCUGCCUCGCGGCAGACCUGCCGUGCUCACACGCACGGAAACGCAAGAAACCGGGGCCGAAGGGACCGAGGAAGCGAAUCAAGGAGGUCAUCCAGCAGAUGCAGACAGCUGAAGCUUCAAGUGAGGUGGAACCUACAGAGCAAUGCGACCCCGAACCAGACACAUGCGCCGUUGGGCCAAGUCCGACAACGUCUGAUCCCCCACACAGCUUCUGCGACAACAGCGCCGUCAUCAGCGGCCGGAUACCGCUGUCAACAUUCAAUUACUACUUGGACAUAUUUCGGAGCCAUCUCCAUGUAGUAUGGCCCGUGGUAGACUGCGACUCGAUGAAAUCCCGUCUCCUAGACACCAACGACCAAGUCGUCUACGCACUCGCCGCGGCGAUUUGCAGCGCCACGAUAGCCCAACUUCAUCUUACCGUCAAUGGGAGUCUGCAUUCUCACCAUCAGAUGGCUCUUGAAGCCGAAAGCGCAAGAUUUUUACUCGACUAUUCGUCGCACGAGACUAUUGACGCCUUGCUUACAUCCUUCUUCUUGCACGUGUUUUAUUCCAAUACCGGCAAGAUGACCAAGUCUACGCUUCUACUACGUGAGGCAAUCGCCUACUCUCACAUCUUGGGUCUUCACCAAGACAUAUUUUACACCAAUUUAGACCCGUAUACGACACAGUACCAUCUUCGUAUUGCGUGGAUUUUAUUCAUCACUGACAGGGCCCAUUCCCUGCAGCACGACCUACCACCCACCUUCAAGCUCAGCCCGACACUACCUGAGCUCCAACCACAACAAGGUGACGGUCUCAGCGCAGCAUUUUGCAGUUUAUGCCGACUGUUCCAGUCUUUUCAAGAAGCCUGUCCUCCAGAUAUUCGAUCCACAGGAGGGCGCCACUUGCUUGGAAACAUAAGCACUCAACUGCGCCGAGCACACCCGUUCCCGCUCUGUGAGAAUGAAGUGCAACGCGCCGACCUCGUGGUCACCGAUUCUUGGUUACGCGUCGUCUUGUGGAAAGUGGCGAUCCCAUACGUUGACUCUACGACGGAUCCCAACGAUCGAGGUCUUAGUGUGUCAUUCCCAAUGUCUGUGGCGAAGGAUCUCCUCUCCAAACUCGCCACCUUGUCGUCCUGCGCCCUCGAGGCACAUGGCCCGGGAAUGGUGUCCAAACUGUUCGAGGUCGCGAGUUCCGUCGCCGACGUCAUUCUUUGCGCGCCCGACCUAGCAGACGUCGGGUCAGUCCAAGUCGGACCUCGGGAAGUCCUAUACGCGCUGGGCAGUUUGAUCAGCUCAUUACGUACAACUGGUCAUCCUGAGUUGAUCACCCUGCUUCGAGAGAAGAUGAUGGCGUGUGCUCUAGAUCAAGCAGGGCCGACAACGUUAAUGCAGAUCACGGAUAUUUCGGACGAGGAUGCACAGAAUCUUGUCGUUCCACAUCGAGGGGAUAACCGAUAG
Fusarium vanettenii 77-13-4 is the source of this 1509-nucleotide messenger RNA. RefSeq lists its product as uncharacterized. Gene Ontology annotation, molecular function: zinc ion binding; DNA-binding transcription factor activity, RNA polymerase II-specific; DNA binding. The record is from RefSeq and is a predicted model, not a curated record. The transcript has 2 exons. NCBI's taxonomy places the organism in Eukaryota, Fungi, Ascomycota, Sordariomycetes, Hypocreales, Nectriaceae. Bases 1 to 1509 code for a protein of 502 amino acids. Gene Ontology annotation, biological process: DNA-templated transcription; regulation of DNA-templated transcription.